This is a messenger RNA of Helobdella robusta, 2226 nucleotides long. RefSeq lists its product as hypothetical. Bases 1 to 2226 code for a protein of 741 amino acids. Gene Ontology annotation, biological process: Mo-molybdopterin cofactor biosynthetic process. NCBI's taxonomy places the organism in Eukaryota, Metazoa, Annelida, Clitellata, Rhynchobdellida, Glossiphoniidae. Gene Ontology annotation, molecular function: molybdenum cofactor sulfurtransferase activity; pyridoxal phosphate binding; molybdenum ion binding. The transcript is spliced from 17 exons. The record is from RefSeq and is a predicted model, not a curated record.
AUGAUCUGGAAUUUUUUUAAACAAAUUGUUCAUAUAGAGCAAAUUUAUUUGGAUCACGCUGGAAGCACCAUCUACUCGCAACUUCAUUUAAAAAGUUAUUUCGAUGACUUGUCACAUAAUUUAUAUGGAAAUCCGCACAGUAAAAAUAAAUCAAGUUUAGAAACUGACUCCAUGGUUGAUGAAGUGAGGAAAAAAGUGUUGAACCACCUGAAUACUUCGGAAAAUGAAUAUUCCAUAAUUUUUACUCUGAACGCAACCAAGGCAUUAAAUCUGGUAGCAAAAUGUUUUGCGUUUAAAUCUAAAGCUCAUUCGGUUAACAAAGGUUUGUUUGUAUAUUUGAAUGACAACCACACAUCCGUCGUGGGAAUGAGAAACUCAGUUAACGUGAAAACUAACGCCGACAUUGUAUGCAUUCGCGAACAUGAUCUGGAGGAGUUUGUUAAAAAGAGAAUUAGUUUGAAGCCGUUUGAAAAAUUCGAAAGCACUUUUGUUAACAAUUUACUCGUUUACCCAGCUCAAAGUAACUUUAACGGAAGAAGGUACCCAAUGACCUGGAUUGACGACGUACAAAAUUGUUCGGGCUUCUUAGGUAGCUCUGCAGAUUGGUCGGUUUUGAUUGACAGUGCAUCUUAUUUGAGCACUUCAACAAUUGAUUUGAGCAUCCACAAACCACAAUUCCUCGUUUUAUCCUUCUAUAAAAUGUUUGGUUUUCCAACUGGAUUAGGUUGUUUGUUGGUAAACAACAAGAAGAUAUUUUUAUUAGAGAAAGAAUAUUUUGGUGGUGGAACAAUUGAUAUGAUGCUGCCUUUCAAAGAUGUUCAAAGUUUCAGACCUGGCAUGUCGGAUAAGUUUGAAGAUGGGACUUUACCGUUUCUUGAAAUCUUAGCUGUUAAACAUGGAUUUGAUUCUAUGCUACAGAUUUAUGGUUCAUUUGAAAAUAUAUCGAACAAAACAUUUGAGCUCUCACGCCACGUCUAUUCGAGAAUGAAAUUAAUGAAAUACAACAACGGGCAAAAUCUCGUGCGUUUGUAUCAUGAUGAAAACAGUUAUUCUUUCAGUACAAAGAUUUUGCAAGGUCCAAUUAUAAAUUUUAACUUAUUUAAACCAAACGGAUUUUACAUUGGAUAUACCCGAGUAGAAGAACUGGCCAGGGUAAACAAUAUACAUUUGAGAACAGGAUGUUUUUGCAAUUUAGGAGCUUGUCAAAUAUAUCUUAACCUAACCGAUGAAGAUUUUAUGCAAAAUUUUAAUUUAGGACAUGUAUGCGGUGAUGGAAUCGAUAUAAUUAACGAUAGACCAACUGGAUCGGUGCGAAUAUCAUUUGGAUUCUCAUCCACUGCCGCUGACGCUGAUUAUUUCUGCAAUUUUUUGGUCACAAAUUUUCUCGAACCAGGAAACGAAUCCUUGCAAGAAUUUUCAAAUUUUUUCUACUUAACUAAAUUUGAAUACGUAUUAAAAGAGAUUUGGAUUUAUCCAAUAAAAUCAUGCUCGGGCAUAAAAUUAGGGAAAUGCAACUUGGAUACACGCGGCCUUAAAUUUGAUCAUCACUGGAUGGUUAUAAAUGAAUCUGACGGAAAAUGCAUCAAUCAGAAGAUUAACUCUCAGUUGUGUAUGAUUAAAGUUAAGAUUUCUGACAUUUCUAAAUUUAUUCUUUCUUCCGAAGAUAUGGAGUUAAGUAUAGACGACGAACCGAAGAAAAAUGAAAGCCAAAUAAAGAUUUGUGAAGGAAAGAUUUGUAAUGAUAGAAUUACGGUAAAUGUUAGCAACGAUGAAAUCAAUGGUUGGUUUUCUAACGUGUUACACAUCCCACACGCUAAACUGGUUGUGCAAUCCACAGAUGACAAAAGAACUGUCAAACAAAAAUCUGAUGCUUCGGAAAAGGAAGCAUUUUUGAAUUUAUCCAAUGAAGGACAAUACCUGCUCAUUGGAAGUGCUAGCUUAGCUUACUUGCAAAAAAAGAUUACUGAUAAUUCGGUAAACGGCAAGCCUGAAUUUACAGACCUUGAUACCCUUGCGGCAAGAUUUAGAGCUAACUUCAUCAUUGAAACUAAUGUUCCCUUUGAAGAGGAUGGAUGGUCAGAAAUUCAAAUAGGAAUGGCACGUUUUAAGGUAAUAAAGCUUUGUAAUCGUUGUAAAGCAAUAUCUCGCGACCAAAAUACCGGUAUUCAACAUAAAGAACCAUUGCAAAGUUUGAUGAAAAUUCCCAACAGAAAUGUUAGCAAUUGA